UCUCUCCCUCCACAUUCCAACCUCUCUCUCACCUUUCCCAUUCAUAUCUCCUGUCAGCUUGCAGAAUAGUUAUCGAGAAGGAUCGCAUAUAUUCUGUGUUAUCACACAAGACCGCCGAUCUUUCUGGUAUAACCAAAUUGUCGUUCAAAAUACGAGGAAGUUACCGUUUCAGGUGUCUUUUAGUUAUCUGGUCCACAAGCAAGAUGUAUGUCUUAGAAGGGUUCUGCGUUAAUCCUUUGAAACGUGUUACCAUAUCAGUGUAUAAUUUGGCGGGCCUACAUGGCGGUUCUGUUCCUGAAUCUACAACACAAUUUUCUGGUCACAUCGAUCUUCACCGUGAUCAUUCAGAGUUUGAUUCGUUUUGGAUCGAACAAACCGACAGCCAUUUCCAGCUCGGACUUGACGGGGAAUCUACUCCAUUUUUGAAGACCCAAUGGAACAGGAAAGGGAGCUGGUCUCAGUUGGGCGUGGGCGGACCUCGCGGUACAGAAUGGAUCAUAGAUCAUCCUUGCCACCGAUAAUUCAGAUUAUCAGAAAUUCACUCAGAAAUGAGCAUACAUGUGUAACAUUAUAAGCAUCAUUAUCAUCGUCAUCAUCAACAUUACCGUCAUCAUCAAACUAAUGAUGAUGGU
Messenger RNA from Lytechinus variegatus (green sea urchin), 632 nucleotides. RefSeq lists its product as uncharacterized. The transcript is spliced from 2 exons. The coding region runs from base 204 to 521 and encodes 105 amino acids. The record is from RefSeq and is a predicted model, not a curated record. NCBI's taxonomy places the organism in Eukaryota, Metazoa, Echinodermata, Echinoidea, Temnopleuroida, Toxopneustidae.